AACAAAAUUCUCUGAAAAAAAAACCCGAUUUACCCUCAAUCUGCCCUCUGAUACCCGUGACACAGUCAGCAGACAGACAGCUUGUUGAGUUUGAUGCCCUCCAGCUUCAUGUACUGUAGAUGCACUGAGGCCCACAUAGCCAGCUCGUAGAGCCUGAACAAUAAAUGUCAACGCUGAAGAGUAUCACUGUCAUGAGCUGGCUGUUCAGAGAAAAGGGGGCUGGAGAACUACAGUAUACUGUAUAUUCUCUGUUUUACAAAAUGUAGGUAAAACGGCAUGGUAAAACACAAAAACAUAGCUGCACAAUCACAGCCUUGUAGCUUUUCUGGAGUUAUCACAGCACUCGCGCAUUAUUGCACUAAAUCGGAUGACUACUUUGAAGCAGACGAUUGCAUUUUCCUGACACUGCUGGACUAAAUUUUUCUUUUACUUGGCUUUAAACCUGGAUGAAGAAUGAGGAUUCUUCAUGUUGUGGUGUUUUGCUGCUUCUCAGUUGUCUGUGCGGAGGUGUCAGCAGUGCUGGAGGUAAGCGGCCAUGUUGGAGGAGAGGUCUCCAUCCACUGUCCUGCCAGCUGGACCACAAACAACAGCUCUGGACACUACCACAUGUACUUCUGCAAAGGAGUCUGCUCCAGAGAAACCAUUCUCAUUCAAACUGAGAGGAAUAGGUUGGCUGGCGUGCGGCGAGGGAGAUACAGCAUGGAGGUCAACAGAGGAGAUGGAGCCUUCAACGUGACCAUAAAGAGGCUGAAGAGGGUGGAUGCAGGGACAUAUUGCUGUGGAGUGGAGAAAACUUUUAAUGUGUUGCACCAGGAGGUCAAUCUCAUAGUCGUAGAUGCUUCCACUGUUCCUCACCAAUCUCCUCCCUCAACCACCGCCCUGCAGACCGAAGCAGAAACUCUGCCCCGAGGCAGCUUUGCAUCCAGCACUAAACCGUCACCAGCAGCAUCAACCCUGCCCGCUACAGAGCCCAAGACUAAUCAGCCAGCAGCAACCCACCUCAAAGACACCACCGUGGUCAUCAUUGUUUCGGUGAGCCUGGCUCUUCUGGUUUGUGCCAUUAUACCCGUUAUAUUCUACGGACAUUGCCGGAGUAAUGCGGAAGGUCAGAACAUGGGUGAGUCUGACUACUGUGAGGAACAUACAGAUGUUGCUUCUACUCCGGCUGCAGUGAGGCUGCGGUCUUUAGAACCAGGUGCUGAUCCAGAGUCCAGUAUUCAAGAUGCCUCACAGUUUGCUGCCGUCUACCAGGCACUGGAUCCCAAAUCUUUGGACUAAGCAGGGUUUAUUCUGUGUCUGAGCUGACAGCUAAUCUCACACUCUUCUCUGUGUUUUGAAUGAAAUAAAGGACAAAUGUUUGAAUA
Messenger RNA from Sander lucioperca (pikeperch), 1364 nucleotides. RefSeq lists its product as uncharacterized. NCBI's taxonomy places the organism in Eukaryota, Metazoa, Chordata, Actinopteri, Perciformes, Percidae. The transcript is spliced from 6 exons. The record is from RefSeq and is a predicted model, not a curated record. The coding region runs from base 454 to 1278 and encodes 274 amino acids.